Molecule: messenger RNA, 1182 nt
Organism: Naegleria fowleri
Lineage: Eukaryota; Heterolobosea; Eutetramitea; Acrasida; Naegleriidae
Exons: 3
Coding region: 1-1182 (393 amino acids)
Biological process (GO): N-acetylglucosamine metabolic process; carbohydrate metabolic process
Molecular function (GO): glucosamine-6-phosphate deaminase activity
Source: RefSeq, a predicted model, not a curated record
AUGUUAGGCGGACACCAAUUUAUUGAUACCAGUGCCUUGUUCAUGGUAAAUUACACUUCGGACAAGGUCCAUAUCACCAAAACACCACAAGAGAUGGCAGAGGCUGUUUCCGAUCUAAUCAUUCAAAUCAUCAAGGAGAAUGACCAAGCAAAAAAGCCUACCGUGUUGUGUUUGCCAACAGGCUCGACUCCAAUUCUCACUUACAAGGCUCUUGUUGAAAAACAUAGGAAGGGUCUUGUUUCUUUUGAAAAUGUUGUUACUUUCAAUUUGGAUGAAUACUAUCCAAUGGAACCAACUCAUAAACAAUCCUAUCACUACUUUAUGAAUGAAAAUUUAUUUAAUCAUAUUGAUAUCAAGAGAGAAAAUAUUCAUAUUCCAGAUGGAACUUUGAGUGAGGAUCAAGUAAAGGAAUUUUGUAUGAAUUAUGAGAAAAAGAUUAGAGAAUAUGGUGGUUUUGAUUUGGCAUUGUUGGGUAUUGGACGAACAGGUCACAUUGGCUUUAAUGAACCUGGAAGUCAUCUUUCCGAUCAAACCCGAUUAGUUUUAUUGGAUCAAAAGACCAGAUUAGAUGCAGCUCAAUCAUUCAAAGGAAUCUCAAAUGUUCCAACAAAAGCCAUCACACAAGGUAUCAACACUAUUCUCAAUUCGAAAGAAAUUAUUCUCAUGGCUACUGGUGAAUCAAAGGCUGCCAUUGUCAAGAAGGCAAUGGAAUUCAAAUAUGAAGACCCAUCCGACUGUCCAGCCACAUUCCUUCGAGUUCAUCCAAAUUGUCAUUACUAUUUUGAUAUUGCUGCUGGUAAUUUGUUGAAGAUUGUUAAAACUCCAUGGCUUAUUGAUAGAAAUUUCAAAGAUUGGACAUUUGAAUGGAAAAAGAAGGCAGUCAUUGAUUUGGCAAAGAAAACAGGAAAGGGAAUUUGUGAGCUGGGAUCUGAAGACUUUGCGCAAAAUGGUUUAACAAGUUUGUUGGCUCAUGAACAAUUCCAUACUGACAAGUUGUGUUUCAGUGUUUUUCAAGAUUUGAUGAAGAGAAUUGCAUUUGCUUCUGAGGAGUCUAAAAUUGUUCCAGACAACAUUAAUGAGCCAGUUUUGAUUUUCUCUCCUCACCCUGAUGAUGAUGUGAUUAGUAUGGGAGCCAUGAUGCAUUGUAUCAUUUCCAAGAGAAAAGAAAAAAUUGAGUCCUGA